This is a messenger RNA of Siniperca chuatsi (mandarin fish), 2957 nucleotides long. Its product is annotated as zinc finger protein 79-like. Bases 1 to 1383 code for a protein of 460 amino acids. The transcript is spliced from 2 exons. NCBI's taxonomy places the organism in Eukaryota, Metazoa, Chordata, Actinopteri, Centrarchiformes, Sinipercidae. The record is from RefSeq and is a predicted model, not a curated record.
AUGGACACCACAAUGUUUCAGCUGAGGUCGUUUGUCCAUCAGCGGCUGUACACAGCGGCAGAGGAGAUCCUCGGAGAGGUGGAGAAAACCAUAACGUUAGCUUUGUACGAAGCCGAAGUUAGUCGAUCUAAAGAGGAGGUUGAAAGUCUGCGACACCAGCUAGACCUUCUCCGAAAGAAACCAGCUGAAGAGCCCUCACUGACAAGCAACACAGUGGAACGAGGAGAUGAAUGCGAUGCCCUGCUGCUGCAGGAGAAACCUGGACCCUCAACACCAGAAGAGUCUAACUUUAGUCUGAGCGCUGAGGCCCCGGGACCCUCUCAACCCAGCGCAGAUCUGGACAAUAAUAACUGGAACUACUGCUUGGUUGAGACGGACUUCAAGAUGUCUGAGAUAAAAGAAGAGCAAGAGGAACUUGGAGAUGACAGUCAAACACAGGAGAUUGUUUUUCCUUCUCCUGAAACUGUGAAAAGCGAGCAAGAUCAGCCAGAGACACAAGUAUCAUAUGAAAGGCAGCCAGUUUCUUCAGACUGCUCUGCAGCUCAGAGUGACAACAACGGCAAUGAUGAGGAGUUGGUGAACAACAAAGGAGAACGGACCAAAACCAUGAAACAGAAAGGAAAGAUAUUGCAAGGACAAAGUGGCAGCGUUAAUAAGAAGGGCCAGGCAGCAUUGCCUUUUGACAAAUGUUCUGCUAAAAAUGAAAAGGGCCGCAGUUUUUGCCAUCUGUGCGGCAAGGGAUUUCAGUACAUCGGCUCUUUGAUGAAGCACAUAAAAACACAUGAGAACAAAAGUGAUUGCACUGUUUGCGGGAUGACACACCAGUCCACGGAAGAGUUAAUAACUCACCUGAAAGGUCGUCACAACAAGACAUUUUUUUGUGACGUUUGUGGCAAGACCUUUGCCAACAACCGUUGUCUCCGGCUGCAUGAAAGAAUACACACAGGCAUAAAAGAGUUCAUGUGUCAAGAAUGUGGCAAAACAUUUUACCGAAGAGAGCAUCUGAUUGUGCACGUGAGGACCCAUUCUGGGGAGAAACCGUAUCACUGUGACAUUUGCGGGAAAGCAUUCAGUCAGAGCCAGAACCUUACAAUUCAUAAAAGAAGUCAUUCAGGAGAGAGACCAUAUCAUUGUGGCCUGUGUGGCAAACUUUUUAACACUAGCAGUCACCUCAAAACACACAUGAGAUACCAUUCAGGAGAGAAACCCUACCCAUGUGAUAUUUGUGGUAAACGUUUUCGCCAAAGUGGACAGAUGACUAGACAUAGGACCACACAUACAGGAGAGAGGCCUUAUGCUUGUCAUGUUUGUGGUAUGAGAUACAGGUUUGCACCUAAUCUUAAGGUGCACCUGCAAACUCAUGAAAAGGCAGCCGCUGAGUGAAAACCGUUAUCGAGACAAGACCGUCUCGGAGCUUGUGCAUGAAUUAGACGAGAAAGGUUUACAUGCAUGGCAUAACUCACCUGUUGGCCGUUCUUGAGUUUAACUACAAAUCAUAUGUACUGAAAUUACUGCCAGCCAUUUUACGAAAGCAUACCGUAAGUCUGAUUUGGUACAUGUCAUGUAGCUACUGGCAUCAGUACACACUGAGGUUCUUGAGAUAAGUCAUCUCACCAGUCAUUUAGCCACCUUUAUCUAUCUGCAGAUUGAAGUUCGGCAUGCCUGACAUGGAAAUUUGCCGAGGUCAUUACAUUUUAAGAACCUAUUACAUUCAUUAAGUUGUAAGUUGCCCCACAUUUAAGGCCCUGCACACAGGUGUUUUCAGUUACUGUGGCUGAUUAGACCUCUGCUUAGGAAUGAAAGCUACGAAAUAAUACAAGCAGUAGAAAAAGAGGGUUGCUGCUUGGCUGAAGUGACUGCAAAGACAGUGACGGAGAUUAACUAAGUCAAAUUUUUUAUUAAAAUUUGUAUAAUCUACAACUUUGUGGACUGCUGCCGUUAGCCUGCUAUCUAUGCUAGCUCCAGCAGUUUAGGUUUACAACCUUACCCAUGCUAUUUUGAUGAAAUCCGGUCUGACCGCACCAUAACAGUAAAGUGAGACAGAUACGCACACAGUCUGGUGAAAACACCCGUGUGGGUGUACCAUGGGUGUGCGGGGCCUUUGACAGGUGCAACGAAACUAACACGAGAGUCACACAGAUGCCAUUCAAACUUGGCUGCACACUCGCACACAGUGAUGAGAUUAGAUCUUAUCAAACAGUUCUGGAGCUUUAACUAAAAUUAGCAAUGUUCAAUGAGAUUCAAAAUUAACAAAACAUUUUGAGUUCAGUUAUUUUAAAACUUGCCUUUUAGAGCGGUACAUGUUAUCUCUUUUAUACUGCAUGUGACCAUGCUGUAAACAUUUUUUGCCAAAGCACUUUACUCUUUUUCUACUCACACACAUUGGGAGCGAUUUGGUGUCUGUCUUGCUCAAAGACACUUUAACGUAUGUAGAAGAGGAGCGAUAGAACCACAAACCCUACUGUUAAUAACCAACCCGCUCUACCACCGGAGCUGCCGCCCUGAAGCAAGAAUAACAAAUCUACGAAUAGGUGUAUAUUAUAUUUGCUAAGAGUAAGCCAAAUGACAGACUAUCCCUGUCCACCCGUAUUGGUCCAUCUUCAGUUUGAAUGUGAAUGUCCUGUUUUUUAUAAGUUAGAUUCAUUAUGAAGACCAAUUGGAGGAGCCCCUUUACCCUUUUGUCAAAAAACCCACACAGUCUAAGUAUGUUUAUGGAUCCCUUUAGGUUUCUGUUCAUAUGAUAUAGACUGCUGAAAUAUGUUGGCACUUAUCAAGACUGUUAACUGAUCCCCAUAGGUAAAACCAAUUUCACUUUGACCAUCAGCUGCACCUCUGGAGCUGUUCUUUUUCACAUUUCAUGUAUGUAUUUUUGUAUAUUGUUCUGUGUAAUGUCUUCUUAUGGUGAAAUCAAAUUUCCAUAUGGAGGACGAUAAAGUUUAAUAACCUGUUAUAUCACA